Molecule: messenger RNA, 1221 nt
Organism: Lolium perenne
Lineage: Eukaryota; Viridiplantae; Streptophyta; Magnoliopsida; Poales; Poaceae
Source: RefSeq, a predicted model, not a curated record
AUGGAGGAAACGCAGGACGUGCGCGGCCUUGGCCUCUCACCGGGGUUCAAGUUCGACCCUGACGACGACGAGCUGGUGGAGCUGUACCUGCUGCGUCGGAUUCUUCGCCAGCCGCUCCCCUUAGAGCGCGUGAUCUGCGAGGAGGACGAUCUGCUGAGCGCGGCGCCAUGGGACCUCCUGGAGAAACACAAGCGGGAGGGCGACGCCUUCUUCUUCGCCAACGGACACACGAAGCACGACAAAGGAAAUCGGCAGAAGCGAACCUGCGUCGACGGGUCUUGGGAAGGGCAGAAGCCCCUCGUGGACGGCGAGAGGCUGCGCGUCCCCGGCAUCGGCGGCACGGAUGAGAUCACCUGGAGGAAAUACAUGCUCAACUUCCACCGCAAAGGCGAGAAAGGUAGCACGGGAUGGGUCAUGCACGAGUACUCCAUCACGGCCCCGGACCAUCUGGCCUCGUCGUCGCAGAGGCUGUACCGUAUCCGGCUCAGUGGACAUGGCAAGAACUCAAGGAGGGAGCGCGGCGAAGACGGUAGCGCGCACGAGACAGCAGAGCCCGACCUCAUCUCUGCGGCCAACCCUGUCUUCCCUGCAGCGGAAGUGGUAGAUGAUGAAGAUGGUGGCAGCGCAUGGCCGGCUACUACGGCGUAUUCAGAUCAAGUCUACGAGUACGAGUACGGUUGGAGCUUUCCAGGUGCGGACGUUGGAGGAUAUGCAUGGCCUGGCGCACCAGGCGUGAUGAAUGAGUACGAUGGUGCAGCAGCGCAAGUGGUGGAUCUUGUAGAUGAUGAAGAUGACGGCAGCGCAAGGCCAGCCGCGACGUCGUGCUCAAAUCAAGUCUACGACUACGGUUGGAGCUUCCCUGACGCGGACGAUGGAGGAUACGCAGGUCCUGGAGCUACAGCAUCACAAGAUCAAGGAGCCCCAAGCAUGAUGAAUGAGUACGGUGGUGCAGCGCCGGCGGUAGAGAUGGUACCGUUUGGUCAAGGAUCAUUCUCCGGCGAUGAGUCGGUCAUGGAUUUUGAGCUGCCGGAUCAGCAGGACUUCAACAUCGACGACGAGUUCACGGAUUUCGAGUUGCCAGAUCAGCUGAACUUCAGUAUCGACGAGUUACUUGGCUUUCUAGCCCCACCUGCUGGUUCGGAGGCACUUAUCCUUGAUCAGUAUUCCAGCGCUGGCGUGCAAACGCAAUCUUCGAUGCCCGCGCAAGGCAUGUCGUUGUAG